Messenger RNA from Ixodes scapularis (black-legged tick), 1003 nucleotides. RefSeq lists its product as uncharacterized. The transcript is spliced from 8 exons. Bases 20 to 1003 code for a protein of 327 amino acids. The record is from RefSeq and is a predicted model, not a curated record. Lineage: Eukaryota; Metazoa; Arthropoda; Arachnida; Ixodida; Ixodidae.
GCUGUAUGGGGGCACUGCAAUGAGCUUCAACAUCCACCAGUUAUUGCACCUGCCGAGGUGGCUCGUCACUUCGGUCCACUCUGGGGCCACUCGUCAUUUGUCUUCGAGGGAGGCCACGGGCUUUCACGAGGGGGUGGCCUCAAUAGCCUCUGAACUGCUCAAGUGGGGAGUCGUCGGCUCAUUCCUGAUUUGCUGGCUGGAAGCUUCGCAAAAGAACGAGACCCGCUUCAAGCGGCCAGCACCGUGGACACUCAGAGACAUUGCCUGCCUGCUCCUCAGCAUUGCUUCGUCAGCCUCCGCCAUUCGAAAGGGCGUCUAUGUGCUCCACGACCAAAUCCUUUUCAUAGGACACUGCCCCUCAAUGCUGAGAGAAGCCUCGGCACACAUUGCAACCGGCAUUGGUCUUGCGGGCCUCAGCCUCAUCUCAUCGCUGAGACGGAGACGGGGACUUGGCGUCUCAGGCCUGACCUGUUUUGUGAUGGGCAUGAUAUUCACGGCGACCGUGGUGGACCUACUGACACUUCAGCAGAGCCUCAUAAUGAACCAAGAAAUCGCUCUUUCAGACUUACAUUAUCAAAAACCCAUCGUGCUCCUAACUGGGUUAUUGGCCUGUUUUACGUUGGGAUGCUUCAUAUUCUCUGGACUUCGUGACGUCGUGGUUUACGACAGACGUACAUUAAAGAUACGGAAAUCCACGGAUGAAGAUACCCACUCACCCUUCUGUAUACUGAUGGUGUUCGCCAUCUACAAACAUUUGAAGAACGUUUUUCUGCUCUCAAAGACGGUCGUCAGUGACCUACCUGCAAUUAGGAAGCGCCUGGCAAGCUCGUUAUUGGCGGCUAAAUUACACUCUCGGCUGGUUGGCGCAAGCCAAGGAACUUCAAACCGGACCCCUUUCGUCAUGGCCGUACUUCGCGUUCUCGGGAUAGACAUUUUCUGGGUGAUGGUGGUGACCUUCGCCUACUACGGCUGCCUCAUUGCCAGGAUACCCAUUUUGGAGUAA